UAUUUUUAUUGUAAAAUUUCAUGUCCGAUGUGAGCAUGGUUAGAGUGGAACGACGAAUCAAAAAAUAUUCGUGUCUAUGUUUUGUUCAAUGUUCUUCGGAUUGUAAUGAGGCAAAUUAUUUUCUCUUUUCUUUGAUUCGGCGUCUUUGUCUUUUCCUCUGCUCUUUCUCUCAUACUGGCUUCAAUAUUCGCCUUAUUCUCAUACCAUCCCAAGCGUUCACUCGCUCACUCGCUCGUCCGUUCACUCACUCUACUCACCGCGCUUACAAAACACUCCAACCACAAGAUUAUAUUAAAUUGCGGCAUUCGUUUUGCCCAUUGCCAUUGAGUGGCAUCAGUUCAUCAUCGACGCUUCUGCAUUAAACACAUACAAUUAAUUCACUGUUGCGCGCGAUCCGCAAAACACACUGCAAUUUUCCAUACUUGUCCAUUCAAUUUUCUGCACUUGUUUUUCGGUGUGUUCAAAAAGAUCUUCGGUUUUUUUCGGUGUGUUUCGUUGUAUGUAUGUUUCUACACGCACAAUAUCGAACAAGUUUUUCGUGUCAAAAACAUUCUUCGCCUGUGUUCGCUUCGCAUUUGUUUAUUUCUUUCGGUUGCUUCUCCCGCUCGCUAUUCUCAUUGAUAAUCAGUUGUUGUGAUUUACUGAGAUUAGAGUGUAACUUUGUGUUGUAUUCGCAUGUUUUUGUACGAGUUUUUUCUUCUUCUAUCUUUCUUUCGAUAAAUUAUUUAAACAAAUUAGACUGCGAAUCGUAAAAUUUGUAUGUGCGCGCGCUCGUUCAUUCGACUAGAAAAACUGGAAAAAUCCAUCUUGUGCGGUGUGUGUGUGUGUGUGUGUAUACCGUGAUCGGUUUUCUAAUAAAUGAUUCUUCAUUUCAGUACGUUCAAUCGAGUCAUACAAAGCUGUGUGGUAAUCUGAGUAGUCUCGACCAGUUUUAAAGUGAUUUCUAGACUUAGUGUGUAUGUGGUGUCAACAGAAAGUGAAACUAUUCUUUUUUUUGUACACACGAGAGUUGAUAGCAUUUUCCAUUUUUUUCUUGAAAAAAAAGCGGAGAAAUUGCGGCCAGCCAACUGCCAUUGCGUAUAAGAAGUUCGUCACAUUUUUUGGAUUACGGAAAAAUUUCGACGAAAUGCAAGUGCUGGAACUCAACACAAAAGACUAUGAUGGACUUAAAAGUGUCAGUGAUGGCGUGAUCGAUGCAGCAUUCCGAAAGAUUCGAAAAAACAGCAUUGGCUUUCAUAUAUGGAAAGUCGAGAAUAAUCGUGUGGAACUGUUGCCCAAGGAAAAGUUUGGAAUAUUUUACGAUGAUUGCACGUAUAUAAUUUAUGCGUCGACGAUCAAAGGCAACAUUGUCAAUCAAUACACAAUUAGCCGUGAAAUCAGACCGAAUACGAAUAUUUUGUAUGGUUUUAUUCAUUUUUGGUUGGGAUCGAAUACGACGUCAGACAAAUCGGGCAAUGUUGCGUACAAAGUCAUUGAACUUGACAACCACUUGGAGAAUAUUGCGUGCCAGUAUCGUGAAACGCAAGAGCAUGAAAGUGCACGAUUUAUGUCAUAUUUCAAAGAUGGAAUUAUUGUGUACUCGCAUCACGCGCAAUUCGAAUCAAAUGCGCAAUUGUUUCAAGUAAAAGAUAAAAAAUGUCCACGCUGUGUCCAACGAUCGCCAAUUAAUUGGUCACACUUCAAGAGCAACUAUGUUAUGAUUUUGAAAACGCCAAAAUAUCUAUUCGUGUGGAUCGGACGGACGAGUAGCCACAGCGAACGUUUGAAUGCAUUCAAACUGGCGGCGAAAAUGCGUGCACAAUGUAAGCAAAUGCCUGAAAUGGUGGUCGUUGAUGAUGGCUACGAACAAUCGAUGAACGAAACCAAGAAGAAAUCAUGGAACGAAUACUUAUGCUUAUCACAACGUGUCGUGCAUCCAUCGGAUGAACUUCCAGCAAUUCCGGUGCCGACAUUUCGUUUGUACAAGUGUGGCUUUCACAACGGCAAGUAUCGCAUUGAAGAAGUGAAAUCGUCGAUUCUGCAUCAGCGCGAUUUGAGCAGCAGUCGUGCCUAUAUCAUCGACUGUGGGCCGCAUUAUGGCGCCUGGAUUUGGGUUGGAAGGUACUCCGAUACCAAGGAUAAAUCAGAAGCAAUGCGAAAUGCAAGAGGUUUUGUUAAAAAGAAAUCAUACCCGGCUACAACACCUGUCGUUCGAGUGAUUGAGGGCUAUGAACCGUACGAGUUUGUUCGGUUCUUUCCGUGGUGGCAAGAUUUCGACAUUAAUGGCAAUCGGCCAGCAAAUCUGUUGGGCAAGUAUGAUGCUUUGUCAUUGAUUCAGCGACAAGGCACCAAACCACACUUGGCGGCCGAGUCUCAAUUGAUUGAUGAUGGCCACGGCGAAAUAGUUGUCUAUCGCGUUGGACCAAAAGGCGACAUCAUUGAGAUACCGAAACGCAACAAUAUCGCAUUGUUUUCGGGCGAUUGUUAUCUUAUCCAUUACAUCGUGACGUCGGUUGAAAACAAUGGGAAAACGCCAGCCGAAUCGAAUGUAAAAAACAUUCUCUAUCUGUGGACGGGCAAACAAUGCUCGGCUGAAAUUGCACUGCAAGGCGAAAAUUUGGCCGAAGAAUAUGCCAAGCACUUGCGCAAUAAGGUGAUGCAGGUGCGCGUGUACGAAAACAUGGAGCCACCGCAUUUCUUGCAAGUUUUCAAAGGGAAAUUGGUUGUGUUCAAAGGGAAGUGCAUCGAUUUUGAUCCGCAGGGCAGUUGCUGUAUCUUCCCCAACACAUACCUGCUGAAGGUAAUGGGCAAUGCAACGCAUAAUUCAAAGGCAUUCCAAGUAUCGAGUAAAAUUGUCGAUUUUACGGCGUAUGAUUGUUUCAUUAUUCGUACGGCCGAUGGGAAUAAUUGGAUUUGGUGUGGACCCAGCUCGACGGGUGAUAAUCGUGAGGUUGCCAAAAGUAUUGGAUCCAUGAUUGGUGAAUAUAGCUUGGUUAUUGGCGGCAAUGAAUCGAGUGAAUUUUGGAAAUACAUCCCGGAUUCUGUGAGAGUUAAAUUGAAAAAUGCAAACAAUAACAAACUCAUUCGAAACGAUCCCGAUUUAAAAAAUGCAAUUGAAAAGAAUUUCUACAUUGACCGAUCGAAAGCCGAACUCUAUGUGGUCACUAUCGAAGCAACUGGCACGAUUAAAACCAAACAACUCGUUUCGUUCACUCAGAGCGAUCUGUCGUCGGAGGACAUUUAUCUAUUGGACGCUCGCCUAUUUGUUUAUGUUUGGAUCGGUUCGCUUAGUCCAAAAACGGAAAAGUCCAAAUGCUGGCAAAUUAUCGAUGAAUAUUUAGCAAAUUAUCCAGUGCCUCGUGAUAUUUCAACGCCUCACGCAGUCAUUUAUCAAGGCUUAGAACCAUCCACAUUCAUUGGAUACUUUGAUCAAUGGGAUACAAAGUUUUGGGAUACGCAUCCAACAUACGAAAUGGAACGAUUGAACAUUGAAGCAUUAUCAAAUGGCCACAUUACGAUGCCAGUUACAAAAUUGAAUAAAUACACGAACAAUGAUUUCGACAGCUACCCCAAGUAUCCGGUGGAAUUAUUACGAAGUGAAGCGAGUCGUUUACCUGAUACGAUCGAUCCAAAAAUGAAGGAAUUGCACUUGACGCACGAUGAUUUCGUUUCAAUAUUUCACAUGAACUACACAGAAUUCGCUGGUCUACCGAAUUGGAAAAAACAAGAGAUAAAGAAAAUUCAAAAGUUGUUUUAAUUCGACAAUAAGAUUUGCAAUUCAAAGCAGAAGAAGAAGAUAGAAAAAAUUGAACGAUAUUUACUUAUUGCUUAAGCUAACAAAAAUGGCAUAUACUUUUUUUUAUGUUUGCUAAACGUUGAACAAUACUUUUUACUUUUUAUAAAUUGCAUACAAAUUAAAUUAAUUGUUUUGCGUACAAAUCUA
This is a messenger RNA of Sitodiplosis mosellana (orange wheat blossom midge), 3922 nucleotides long. It is a transcript of the gene qua, whose product is annotated as villin-like protein quail. Gene Ontology annotation, molecular function: actin filament binding; phosphatidylinositol-4,5-bisphosphate binding. The coding region runs from base 959 to 3736 and encodes 925 amino acids. Gene Ontology annotation, cellular component: actin cytoskeleton; cytoplasm. The record is from RefSeq and is a predicted model, not a curated record. NCBI's taxonomy places the organism in Eukaryota, Metazoa, Arthropoda, Insecta, Diptera, Cecidomyiidae. The transcript is spliced from 9 exons. Gene Ontology annotation, biological process: barbed-end actin filament capping; actin filament severing; cytoskeleton organization.